This is a messenger RNA of Penaeus indicus, 817 nucleotides long. Its product is annotated as ubiquitin-conjugating enzyme E2Q-like protein 1. The transcript has 6 exons. The record is from RefSeq and is a predicted model, not a curated record. Lineage: Eukaryota; Metazoa; Arthropoda; Malacostraca; Decapoda; Penaeidae. Bases 1 to 717 code for a protein of 238 amino acids.
AUGGGGGGCAGCCGCGUGGGGCCAGCCGAGGGCGUGGUGGCGCAGCACAGCCCCAAGACCAACCGCGCCAAGAACUCGUCCCCGUCCUCGGCCUCGACGGCGUCCUCGUCAGCGGCCUCCAACUCCUCGUCGUCCGGGGGCAUCUUCAAGAAAUCCCCGACGACGGGCCUCAUCAACGAGUCCACGACGAAGCACAUGAAGAUGGUGAGAACGAGAAGGCUCAUGAAGGAGUACCAAGAGCUGACGAGGGUCCAGCAGCUCAGCAAAGACCCCGUGUUUACAGUCGACCUCGUCAAUGACUGCUUGUACGAGUGGAAGGUCAAACUACUCCGCGUGGAUUCCGACUCGGAGCUGUACAGGGACAUGCAGGAGUUAGGGAUUCACCACAUACUCCUUUCCCUUAGUUUCCCUGAGAAUUUUCCCUUCCAUCCGCCUUUCCUACGCGUGCUCUCCCCCCGGCUGGAAAAGGGUUUCGUGAUGGAGGGCGGAGCUAUAUGCAUGGAGCUCCUCACCCCCCGGGGAUGGGCGUCCGCGUACACCGUGGAGGCCGUCAUCAUGCAGUUCGCAGCCAGCCUCGUUAAAGGACAGGGCCGAAUAUCCCGCAAACAGAAGACCCCAAAGGAAUUCAACAAGAGAUCAGCUGAAUCUGCCUUCCGAUCACUAGUCAAAACACACGAGAAGUAUGGCUGGGUGACCCCGCCGCUCUCCGAAGGCUAACCCAGGUGAAGGGCCAGAGAACAAGAAAGCCGUAUUCCAUCCGCUUCCUAUCCGAUCCACCAUGAAUCCAGGGGCAGAGAAACAGAAAAUAAAGAAAAAG